AUGUAUCUGCGAUACCUGGUGCCAAGCUGGAGGAAAGUAACAACUCCGAAACACGCCAAGUACGUGAAGCUGCCGUGGAUCCCCCUCGCUCUCCAUGUCCUCAUCGGCACGGUCGAGCUGUUCCGAUACUACCACCUCGCCGUCACGGGCGAGCCCCCGGAACCCAACGUGACGGAUCUCGUACUCGGCCUGGGCAUGGCGGCGGGCAGCUUCCACCUGGCCGCGUAUGUGCACGAAGGGAACAUCCCCUUCGUCAGGACGACGUUCCAGGGGAUGGCGGCGCAGCGGGCGCUCGCCUCCACGCUGGGGUACGUGCAUGGUGACGCGCAGUGGCACCGGGCGUCCGUCAAGCUCCUGAACAACUUCACCUGGGUCCGGUGGAUAUGGGCGUGCGGAGGGCACCUCCAGGGCAUCCGAACGCACGGGGACGCCCUCACGGCGGCCGUGGUCGCGUCUCACCCGCUCGCGCUGUGGGAGGGCGACUACCCCGCGGGGAUUCCUCUUCUUGGGGCCAUCGUGUUCGCGCUGCUGGCCGUCGACAAGUGGGCAUCACGAAAACUGGACGGAAAACCAGGGUUCGUCCCCCGCGUUCUGGUGCAUUGCGGACUUGUCACCGUGAAGAAGGGAUACUUCGAAACGGCGUUGUCUGGGGAAAAGCUGGAGUAA
This is a messenger RNA of Colletotrichum higginsianum IMI 349063, 666 nucleotides long. RefSeq lists its product as uncharacterized. Lineage: Eukaryota; Fungi; Ascomycota; Sordariomycetes; Glomerellales; Glomerellaceae. Bases 1 to 666 code for a protein of 221 amino acids. The record is from RefSeq and is a predicted model, not a curated record. The transcript is spliced from 2 exons.